This is a messenger RNA of Ostreococcus tauri, 597 nucleotides long. RefSeq names its product HD/PDEase domain. The transcript has a single exon. Gene Ontology annotation, cellular component: cytoplasm. Gene Ontology annotation, molecular function: 5'-deoxynucleotidase activity. Lineage: Eukaryota; Viridiplantae; Chlorophyta; Mamiellophyceae; Mamiellales; Bathycoccaceae. The coding region runs from base 1 to 597 and encodes 198 amino acids. The record is from RefSeq and is a predicted model, not a curated record.
AUGGCGCGCGAUGCGUCCACGGCGAGCGCGGUGACGAUGAUCGAAUUGCUUCGACGAGCGCGAGGCUUGAAAACGCUCCCGCGCGCCGGAUGGGCCAAGCGUCGCGUGCGAGAGGUCGAGUCGGUGGCCGAUCACACGUUCCGAGUGGCGCUGUGCGCGAUGCUGACGUCGUCGACGGAGGCGGCGCGAGCGAUGGGGGUAGAUUCGACGCGGGCGGUGAAGAUGGCGUUGGUGCACGACUUGGCGGAGUGCGUCGUGGGGGACAUCACGCCGUGCGAUGGCGUGAGCGACGACGAUAAACACGCGAUGGAGAAGCGGGCGAUGGAUGAUUUGGUGAAGGAUUUGGGUUCGGUCGGACUCGAGGUGUUGGAACUGUGGGAGGAGUACGAAGCCGGAACGAGCGCGACGGCGAAAUUGGUGAAAGAUUGCGACAAGUUGGAGAUGGUGUUACAGGCGCAGGAGUACGAGAGUGAGGGUAACGCGGGGGAGCGAGGGACUUUGGAGGAGUUCUUUGAGAGCACGCGGGGGAGGUACAGGACGACGAUCGGGACGGAGAUGAGCGAAGAGAUUGAAAAGGGUCGACCGGGUCGCGAGUGA